Molecule: messenger RNA, 1799 nt
Organism: Erpetoichthys calabaricus (reedfish)
Lineage: Eukaryota; Metazoa; Chordata; Cladistia; Polypteriformes; Polypteridae
Product: protocadherin alpha-4-like
Exons: 1
Coding region: 46-1563 (505 amino acids)
Biological process (GO): homophilic cell-cell adhesion
Cellular component (GO): plasma membrane
Molecular function (GO): calcium ion binding
Source: RefSeq, a predicted model, not a curated record
CACAAAACCGGAGUCCUUUUUGUAAAUGAAAUCAUCGACAGAGAAAUGUUAUGCGACAGGGACAAACCUUGUUUCUUAAACGUUAAGAUUAUUAUAGAAAAUCCUUUGGAAAUACAUCAAGCUGAAAUUGAAAUUACAGAUAUAAACGAUAAUUCACCGGCCUUUAGCGGCAAGAGCAAAAGCCUGGAGAUUUCAGAAUCCACUCCAGUCGGCUCUCGUUUCACGUUAGAGGGGGCCGUUGAUCCCGAUUUUGGGGUGAAUUCCUUAAAAUCCUAUCAGCUCAGUCAAAACGACAAUUUCAUUCUUCAGGUAAAAGAAGGAAGUAAAAUGAAUAAAAUCCCAGUUUUAGUUUUACAGAAAUCAUUAGAUAGAGAAUUGAAGCCAAAGUAUAAUCUUUUCGUAACGGCCUUUGAUGGAGGGAAUCCUCCACGUUCUGGAAUCAUGAAUAUUACAGUAAUGGUGGGGGAUUUUAAUGACAAUGCCCCAGUUUUUACCGAGGAAAUGUACUCUGUAACACUGGAGGAAAAUGUUCCUGUAGGGACACUUGUCAUACAGAUAAACGCUUCAGAUUUGGACGAAGGCAGUAAUGGGGAAAUCUUUUACUCUUUUGAUGAAUCUGUUCAAAAUAUAGUAGAGAAAUUGUUUGAGUUGGAUGCGUAUACUGGUGAAAUAAGAAUUAAAGGUGUGAUAGAUUUCGAGGAGAGAGAACUUUAUGAGAUUGAAGUAAAAGCUACAGAUAGAGGAUUUAUACCAUUGAGCAGUCCCUGCACUGUGUUAAUUAAAAUUAAAGACAUGAACGAUAACGCACCCGUCAUAGAAAUAACAUCACUAACGAGUUCUAUAACAGAAGAUGUAAAACCAGGUACAGUAGUUGGACUAAUCAGUAUUACGGAUUUGGAUUCUGGUGUAAAUUCUAAAAUAGCAUGUGCCAACCCAAAUAACUUGCCUUUUGAGUUGAAGCAGUCAUUUCAAGAAAACCUGUUUUCUUUGGUAACAAAAUCACAUUUGGACCGGGAGUCUUCACCUCAAUAUAACAUAACAAUUACUGCCAAGGAUUUCGGGACUCCUUCUUUGUCGUCUUAUAAAACUGUUGUUGUUAACGUGUUAGAUGUAAAUGAUAACAAUCCUAGAUUUUUACAAAAUCCUUAUGUUUUCUAUAUCUUGGAAAAUAACACUCCCGGAGACUCGAUUUUGUCAGUUAGUGCAGUAGACGAGGACACGAAUGACAAUGCUCUUAUCACUUACUAUCUACGCGAAAGUGAAGCAGUGGAGAAGUCUGUGGUGCCUUUUCUGAGUAUCAAUUCUAAUAAUGGACAAGUGUUUAGUUUUACAACUUUUGACUUCGAGGAACUGAAAAGUUUUACAUUCAUUGUUGUAGCUAAAGACUCCGGAAUGCCUUCGCUCAGCAGCAAUGUGACUGUUAACGUUUUUAUUUUGGAUGCAAAUGACAAUCCCCCAGUGGUCUUGUUUCCUUCGACAUUGAAUGGAACGGCAGUUUGUACAAGAGACUAUUCCAAGAAACGUAAAAGCGGGCUAUUUAGUCACAAGGAUCCGAGCCUAUGAUGCCGAUAUCGGAUAUAACGCCUGGCUUUCUUUUUCUCUUGAGGAGGCUACUGAUUCCUCACUUUUCAGUGUGGGACGACAUACCGGAGACGUUAGGACUCGUCGGACAAUAACCGAGUCUGAUAUUACAGUACAGAAGAUCACUAUAUUGGUUAAAGACAGCGGAAGCAUUUCUUUCUCUGCUUCUGCAACAGUAAUCGUGACUGCUGCUGAAAAUACCGAAGCGCAUGCGUUGU